Molecule: messenger RNA, 8643 nt
Organism: Myotis myotis
Lineage: Eukaryota; Metazoa; Chordata; Mammalia; Chiroptera; Vespertilionidae
Gene: WDR87
Product: WD repeat domain 87
Exons: 9
Coding region: 1-8643 (2880 amino acids)
Molecular function (GO): protein binding
Source: RefSeq, a predicted model, not a curated record
AUGUCUUCCCCCAGACUCAUUCCCCUGUGGAAGGAUUUUAAAUACCUCAUAAGUGACAUACCUAAAAGCAAGGAAAAUUUAGAUGAUUCAAAGAAUGAUGUAGUUGUGCUGAGUGACCGGUCUGAGAUACUAUUCAAAGAGUCUCGUCAUCCUCAGAAUAUGCCAUUUAUAUGCUAUUACUUCAGUGAUGCCGACUUCUUUGCCUCCCUCUCAUGGGUGACAAGCACAAAAGAAAUACAGGCUGUAGUAUGGAUGAAGAGCAAAACUGAGGACAUGGUCGAGAAGAGAACAUUCUCCAUGACUGAACGAUUGCCGCCCAUCCAGUGUAUGGUACACACAGGCUCCUUUCAUAUCCUUGUGGCCUACUGUGGUGACUUGCUUCUGCGGCUCUUUGGGGACCACUUUCGGUCAUUCAAACCCCUGGGUAUAGUGCCUUGCCGCUUUAACAUCAACUGCCUCUGCUAUGACCCAGAAAUGAAGAUGCUUCUGUCAGGUAUCCUGGGGGCAGUGGUCACCUGGACCAUUGAGCAAAGUGGCAGGGGCCUCCAAGUCGCCCACAUAGUUUCCAUGCCUGGUGAUGAACUUGUCCAGGACAUCAUAUUGAAUGGCCCCAGUGGCAACCUCCUAGCCCUGUGUGAGACUGUGGUGAGGGUCCUUGAGCGCCAGGGCCUGAGCCAGCUAGGAGAAGUGAAGAGGUUCACUUCUACCACUAGUGGCUCAUCUAUCACCUGCUGCUUCACCUGUUUUGAUCUGGGCUUUCUCUAUGCUGGAAAUAGGACUGGGUACAUCCAGGUAUGGAGCCUCAGUCAGAGCUACUCUUUCCACAGUUUCAAGGCCCAUUCUUCAUCAGUAAUAUGUAUCUGCAGCCGGCCAGAAGCCCACACCCUGCUAACAGCUGGUAAGGAGGGUUUCAUGAAGGAGUGGAGCCUUACUUCUGGGAACCUGCUGCGGCAACUAGAACUUGGCGAGGAAUUGUAUCGACUCCAAUUUAUUGAUAACAUUACUUUCUUCUGCCAAACUGCCCAUGCUUUCUCCUUGCGCCGUCUGCCCUGUUUCUAUAGCCUCUUCAAUGUUUGUGGCUCUGCUCCAGAGCAGGUUCGUCGGGUCUGCUGUGGUAAUAACUGGUUCCGGAUCCUAUGUACUACGGAGGAUGGCUUGUUACGCUUUGUGUCCCCAGUAACAGGGGAGCUUCUGGUUCUCACCUGGCCCUUCUCAAUCCUGGACCAGGCUGUGGAUUGGGCCUAUGACUCUGAUAAAGAGGAACUCUUUGUAGCAACAGGGGGCUCAGAGGUGCUGGUCUUUGACACAACCCGCUGCCCUUGCCCAGCCAAGUAUCUUUUAUGCACCUCACCAAAUUCUCAGGACUCAGUACAAUGCAUGGCUUAUGGGCAUUUCCACCUGGGUCGGGGCCUAGAAGGACUAAUGUUUUCUGGAUACCAGAGUGGUAUGAUAAGAGUCCUUUCCCAGCACAGCUGUGCCAGAAUAGAGAAAUUCAUGCACUUUGGGGCUGUAUUGGCCCUCUCUACACUGCCUGGAGGGCUUUUAGGUGGCCGAGAAAACUCUUUGCUUUGUUCUUAUGGAAUGGAUGACUACAUACGCCUAUCAGAAGCUGUGCUUAAUGGGACUAGAGUACAUCUGCGUCCUCUAGCUAGCAUUCUCAGCAGCUGUCACCUAAAACACCUGAUACUCUUGCCAAAGUCUGUGGGUGCCAUCACAGAAACUAACUGUUUGCGUCUCUGGAAAUUCCAUGAUUUUCUGCCCUCUGAGACACAUGCAAAGUUUAUAGAGACGUUGCCUCUGCAUCAGUAUGCAAUUACUUCCUUUGAUGUAUGCCUGACCUUGAGUCUUUUUGUCACAGGUAGUAUUGAUGGCUCUGUUCGAAUAUGGAACUUUCACGGUGGACUUGUAGCCAUGCUGGACUCAACAUUGCAUUUUGGUCCACUCUGCUUUGCAAAUGAUCGGGGUGACCUGCUUGUGACUUUCAACCAGAGUCUUUAUCUGGUAUCCUGUUUAAAACUACUUCCUCCAACCCUGUUGGUUCGCCUUUCCUUUAUGAGCAUCACAGAUGACGUGCUAGAAAUCCCUAAGCCUUUCAUACCAAGCUUCUUCUUCUCCUUUGAGACCAUAUUUGUGCCCAAGUAUAUCUACCUUGGACAAGGGCAACAAGUAUUAGUGGGUUUGGAGAAACUUGUCAAUAAGCGGGCCAUUGCCUUUGACCAUACUGUGCCACAUGUCAUAGAAGACGAUGAGCAAGGAAGCUCCGUAUUACUGUCUACCUCAAGACCUGGUUCCUUGAAAAGGGAAGACACUGUUAUACCCUUGAGCAAAUCUGAUCCCCAUUAUGUGGUUCCUCCCCAACUACAGUUGACUGCCUGGGAUGGACUCAACCCUUAUCAGAUACUGAAAUGCUACUUUGGUCAUGGGCGGAAAUGGCCCUUUGCUCCUGAUUGCUAUAUCCCUAACUCAGUGAUUCGUGCCCGUCUUUGGCCAGAGGGCAGCCCAAUAUACCUACAGUGCAACCUGCAUUCACCCAUACGGAAGUUGGAAUGGGACAAGUCUCAACAAUUCUUCUGGCACAGUAAGGUAAAACCUACACAUGAUGUAACAGAACCACAGGAAAAGGAAGAUGAAGACUUCAUAAAAAGGAGAAUGUCCAAGGACAUAACUUAUAGUGUCCUUACAGACACAACAAACCGUAGUUGGCUGGGAAAAAAGAUGAAUGAAGUAGCUAUUAAUAGCUUGAUUGAGACAAUCCUCAACAUUAUGAUUUAUGCUCCUCCUCCAUUGAAGUACCAACACUGUGUUAGUGCACUAGGGCAAAUCUUUGCUUCUUACCAAGUGUCUGCACCCCUGCGCUCUGAAACAGCCCAUCGUCUGCUGGAUGAUACAACCAAUUCUAAUCCACUGAUCCGAGAGCUAGCCUGGGAAGGGCUGAAUCGUCUAGGAAUUAUCACUCAUCUCUUUGCCAUGGCUCUGGCCCAAGGGUUAAUGGACAAGGACCAAAGAGUGAGGAAUAAGGCACUGAACCUCAUGGCUGACACUGGAAUCCACUCUAAGACUUCACUCUUAAACUUGAUCCAGAGUCGAGAUACUUUCCAGGGGAUGCAGCAGGAAAUGAUUGGUGAAGAAAGCCUGGACAGUCUGCUGGGGAUGCGGGUCACAGAUCUCCAAAUUCUUCAUACUCAAGUGGAGCAGCGAUUAAAUGAAAACCUGACCUUGUCACAUGGAGAUGAAAAGCCUUUUUUUUCUUUAGAUGUCUCAAGGAUUUCUAAAACAAUAGCCGUUCCUGAUGAAUCUGAUAUAAUUCCAGACGAACCUGAAGUUGUCAUCAAGCCCAGCAAAGGCCACAGACGGGGCCGGGCAGGGGGAAGAAAGCAUGCCCAGAAGAAGUUGAAAGAGACUGGCACAGAGCCAAGUCCCUUAGAAGGUGAAAUUGAUCAGAGUAAAGUUGCACCAAUUGAGAUGGAGGAUACAGCCAUCUAUUUGAGUUCUCCAAUUUCUAAAGAUGCUGAACAACAGCCUUCAGAGAAAGAUAUCUCAAAGGAUGUUGCAAUGACCCUGAAAAUGCUAAGGAAAAUACAAGACAAAAUAGGAAAGAAAACAGCUCAGAAACACAUAAAGAGGCAUAAAAAAAAGACAAAGCAAGCUGAAGUUAUAAUUGAGGAACCUCUGCCUGAUGUAAAGGAAGAACCAGUUGUGAAGAAGGUGCAAGACAUAGGGCGGGGUGCCUUUGGAACUCCUGGCCGCAGGGCUACCCCUGGAGAUGGCUCAUCCUGGCGAGAUGAUCUAUGUCGUCUUAUGACCCUGAGGAUAUCUGGUUCCCAAACAACAAUGUUGGAAUCUCUAAACACUGAGUUAGUAACCAUGGCUCAGAAGGUGCUGGCAGAUAAGCGCCCCAGCUGGGAGCUCUUUCAGAAGAUCUGUCCCCUGGUGAAGAAAGAAAGUGAAGUUCUGCUUGAGAACCUUGACUGGGAUGUAGCUUGGCCAGAGGAGAAACCAAUUUUUAUUCAUGAAGCAGCAAUUAGAGAGGACAUGGUGAGCAGGGACAGUAAAGAAAUACCAGAGGGGCAGGGUCAAGUACAAAAGGAAGCAGGAGAUAUACAGGAAUUACAGGAAAUCCAGGUGAUUUCCAAAAAGGGGAAGAAAAAGAAAGUUAUUUUUUUAGAACCGGGUGACCUAAUCAAGGGGAAACUAAUGCUGAAGCAAGAAGAUAAGAAACCAUCUAAGAAGCCCUCUGUGCAAAAGAGGAAAGUAGUCCAGAAGGAAAUAAAAGUGGAUAAAAAAGAGAAGAAAAUGACCACAAGAGAGUGGGAUGUGAGUCUGGAAGUGGGAGAAAUGGCCAAACUAGAGGAGAAAGUGGUUGAGCAAGAAGUAAGACCAGUUAUGGAUAAGAAGCAGCUGUCUUUGCAGGAAUGGAAGGAAUCCUGGGAUCAGUGGAAACAGGCUCAUGGUGAGACAAAGGUAUCCUGGAAUGAAUGGAAGAAGACUUGGGAAAGAGAGACUCUUGAGGAAGAGGAGAAACUACAAGAGGACAAAGAGAAGCUACCUCUAGAUGAGGAAAAGCUGGCUGGGGAAAAGAGGAAGCUGGGAUGGGAUGAGGGGGCACAUGUCUGGGAAACUAUGACAGACAUGUCCAGGGAGCAAAAGUUCAAGGAUGAAGAGGAAUUGAAAGAAGAAGAAGAAGAAGAAGAAGAAGAAGAAGAAGAAGAAGAAGAAGAAGAAGAAGAAGAAGAAGAAGAAGAAGAAGGAGAAGGAGAAGAAGAGCUGUUGACAGAAGAGCAGAGACAGAUCCAGAAAGCAUAUAAACAGGCCCAGGUUGAGAAGAAACGAACCCAAGCUGAAAGAAAACGAGCCCAAGAAGAGAGGAAGCUGGCACAAGAAGAAGAGAGGCUGGCAAAACAAGAGGGAAAGCUAGCUCAGGAAGAGAGGAAACUUGCCAGAGAUCAUGGGAAACUGAUUCAGAGAGAUAGGAAAAUGGCCCAGGCAGAGAGGAAGCUAGUCAAGAAAGAGGAAAAAUUGGCCCAAAGAGCAGUGUGGCUAAGCCAGGGAGCAGAGAAAUUGGCCCAGAAUAGGACGAAACUGGCCAGAAAAUUGGAGAAACUGGCUGGCAAAGAAGAGAAAAUAGCAAAGAAAGGAGGGAAGCUAGUUGAGGUUAAAACUAUAUUAGUCCCGAAAAUGGAGGAAGUGAUCCAAAAGGAGCAAGAUCUGGCAUGGCAGGAAAAGGAGCUAACCCAGGAAUUGGAGGAGAUGACAUGGGAAGAGGAGGAAAUGGCUUGGAAAGAAGAGCAACUAAAUCAGGAAGAGGAGGAAUUAGCUAAUGAAGAGGAGAGACUGGCUCAGAAGGAGAAGACACUGGCCUGGAAAGAGGAUCAACUGGCUAUGGAAGAUGAAAAACUGAUCCAGGAAGAAGAGCUGGUGAUCCAGGAAGAGAAUAAACUGGCUGAGGACAAAGAAUUUAUGCCUGAGGAAGAAGAAAGGCUUGCCCGGAAAAGGGAGCAAUUGAUGGAGAAUAAGGAAAAAAUGGCCCAGGAAAGGAAAAUUUUGAUCCAGAACAAAGUGGAACUUGCAAACAAGAAGAAAAUACUAGCCAAGAAGACGACGACUCUGGAUCAGGAGAAGAAGAAGCUGGGUCAGGAGAAGGUAAAAUUGAUUCAUAGGAAAGAGAACUGGCACCGGCUUAAAGAAAACCUUUCCCAGAACAAAAAUGAAUUAGUGCAAGUAAAGGAGAAACUGGACACGUACCAAAAAAAAUUGUUUCAGGUAGAGGAGACGCUGGUGAAGGAAAAGGAGGAAAUUGUCCAGAAGAAGGAGAAACUGGCCAAUGUAGAGGAAAAACUGGCCCAAGUAGAGGAAAACCUGGCUGAGAAACAGCAGAAGCUAGCCCAGGACAAAAUGAAAUUCACUAUCGAGAAGAAGGAAGUACUUCAAAAACUGAACCUGCUCAAUAGAGAAGCUGAUAUUACUAAGAAAGAAAAGAAAUUUGGCAUGACAAUGAAGAAACUGGCCCAGGAGAAGGUGAGACUGGUUGAAGAAAAGGAAACUCUCUCAAAGGGAGAGAUUCAAGAAACCUUAACACAGAGGAAACUGAAUAAGAAUGAACUAGAACUACUUAAAAGGAAAUUGUCACUAGUGGAGAAGAUACUGGCAUAUGAAGAUAGGAUAUUGGCCACAAAACAAAGUAACAUUGCCAAAGAAAAAUUAGAACUUGCCAGAGGAGAGAGAGUUUAUGCCCAGGAAGAAAGGAAGCUAACCAAAGAAAUAACAAAGUUGACUAAAGGGAACAUUUUCAAGAAACUAUCAAAAAUGAGCAAAACAAUCAUAAAGGUACUUCAAAACCUUAUCAAAAAAGAAAGGAUAGUAACCCAGGAAGAAACACAGAUGACACAGAUAGCAAGGUCAUUCUUGGAUCAGGAAAGAAUAUUGAAUAAAGAACAAAAAGAACUUGAUGCCAGGAAGUUGGAUAUUUCUGAGAAACAAUCAGAAAUGACCCAAGAUGAGGAGAAACUGGCUAGGAAACAGAGAAAACUGGCCAAAGAAAUAAGAAGAAUGAUAAAGAAAGAGAAAAAAAUAACUGAGGAGGAAAACAGACUAUCCAGGCAACGGAGACAAAUCAUGAAGGGAGAAGAGGAGGCAGGAAUAACAGAGGAAGAAGAAGAAAUGUCAUUUCUUAAACAAAAGCGAAGUAAAAAAAAACCACUAAAGAGAGUUAAAAUGCCCCAAGAAGAAUUUCCCAGUCAGGGGGAUGAAGUAGAAAGUGAAGAGAGCUUUUCUGGAAAAAUGGAAAGCCUGUUAGAUCAAGUGGAGCGAGAGAGUUUGUCUGAAGAGGAGGAAGAGGAAAAGGAGGAAGAGGAGGAGGAGGAGGAAGAGGAUAAUGAAAGGAUGGGGGAAGAAGAAGAGGAAGAAGAGGAGGAGGAGGAAGAAGAAGAGGAGGAGGAGAAGGAAGUGUUGGAGAAGGAUAAAAGCAUGAUUAAGGAAGAGCUAGAAAGUUUGAGUGAGAAAGCGCAGAGAGCAGCGCAAAGUUCAAUGGAAGAAGUAGACAAGGAAAAAGAAAUCUUUAAAAAAGAAAUAUUAUUUAAGUUACAAGAAAAAAGAGGAAAGGAUCUAGAAAGAAAAGAAACAGUCCCUUCUGUUAGAAAAAGAACUGAGGGCAAAGACAGGGAUAUAAACCUGGAAAUUCCAAAGAUCCCUUCCAAGAAACUGAUUUCAAUAGCUCUGGGGAGGGAAAAGACUAUACCAGUGCCAGAGUCUAAGAAACAAAUACCCUGGAAAGAUAAGGCCACAGUACUUGAGACACCCAGGAUAUUCCCAGAGACAAAGUUUAUGGAAAAGCAACGUGAGCUAUUGAAGAAAUAUCAGCCCAUUCCUCCACAAGUUUUGGAUACAGUUUUGGAGUCCCAAGAGCCAUAUUUCAAGACCCCAUAUUUAUCCCACAUAUUGAGGAAGAGCAAAAAAGAACAGAAACUCCAAGGCAAACCACUAGGGGAUAGGUGGCAGUGGCUUUCGAAGCAUCAUCCAACUCUGAUGGGACAAACUAAGGUACAAUUACCUGUGCCCCAAAUCCCAGCUGAGGAAGUAUUUGCAGAUGUAAGCCUCUCAGAUAUAGAAUGGAUCCACGAUGUCCUAGAACAGACAGAGUCAGGAAAACAGCUUUCCAGAGAUAGUUUCCACAGAUUGUGUCAGCUUGUCAAAGAUCUUAUCUCAAAGGGAACCUUAGAGUGGAUGCAUCUAGCCAAACUUGAAGCUAUCAUUUACCGUCACAGGCAGGUUCUGGAAUCACAAAGCACAUGUAUCUCAAAACCCAGUACGAAGCUCAUGGGUCCUAAGUACUUGAAAGUGAUCCCUCCUAUAAAAAGAAAGGAAAAGGAAAGCCAUCUAAAACCUUUGGCUUUUUCCUCAUUAGCUAACAAAAGGAUUCCAGACCCAAAGGCUAUAAAUUGGCAACUUCUAGGAGAACCUUACAGGAGUGCACGGGCAGAGCAGAUAGUCAGUGCCCUUAAGGAUAUGGAGAAGCAACACGUUUAUCCUGCUACAAGAGACAUUGUCACAGGUGCCCAUGCCUCUGUAGAAAAACAAAUGCUAGCACUGAUGUUUCAGAAGGACUUCUGGGCUUUUAAGGAUAAAAGCAGGUUUCCCAGAUUGCCCAAGAUGGAGAAGAUGACACAGCCCAGCUCUAAAAAACAGGAAGAAGUGCCUCUAUGGGAGACAUUUGUGGCACUCUACCAUGUUUUACGGAUGUUGCAGGAGCAAUACGCAGGAGACAGUGCUGCUUGGACAGAAAAAUUCUACCACCUCAUGGACCUGUACCAAUUUAAGUCCCCUGGAAUCCAGAGAUUGCUACAGGAGCUGCUACAGAAAGAGGAACCCCAAUCCCAUAAGAUCAUCUACAAAGAGUCCCUAAAGGCCAUAGAGCUGGUUCCUGGGGAGCGAUUGUUCUACCACCUAUUUUGUGGUCGUUCUCACAUCCCUAGAGGUCCUCUAGAGUUCCAGGAGGUGGUGUCUCUCUCAGGGCAGAACAAUGUGCAUACUAUGCUUCCAAUGGGCAUUGCCCAUUAUGGCAUCUUAGAACUUGCCUGGAAGAGCCUGCCCCAAGCUGAUAUUCACCUCACCAAGGAAUUGCCCCACACUGUGGCUCCUACCCCAUAA